This is a messenger RNA of Helianthus annuus (common sunflower), 612 nucleotides long. RefSeq names its product phylloplanin. The record is from RefSeq and is a predicted model, not a curated record. Bases 50 to 490 code for a protein of 146 amino acids. Lineage: Eukaryota; Viridiplantae; Streptophyta; Magnoliopsida; Asterales; Asteraceae. The transcript is spliced from 2 exons.
AACAUUGUAUCAGUCUCUUGAUUGUAAACACACUUGCUCUUUUACAUCAAUGGCAAUGAAAUCGAUCAUCUUAAUCACCGCGUUGGUUGCUGUUUUAGUAGCAACACAAGCUCAAGCUCAAUUUAAUUUUCCCGGAGUUGGAUCUAGGUUAAACAUCAGCGGAAUUCUGUCUUGUUCAGCGAAUGCUAAUGUUAAUGGCACAAACCCAAUCCCUCCUUUCCCAAAUGCUGUAGUCCAACUAGUAUGUGGUGGAAAUGUGGUAGCCACAACCACAACAAAUGGCACGGGAGCAUUCAGCAUCUUUUUGAGCCAAUUUCAAGCUCUUCUUAGCACCAUUUUAUCAAAUUGUAUCCUACGCGUUCCUACACCGCUCUCGAAUUGUAACGCAACUCUGCCAUCAAAUGGAACCCUACAAGCGCCGAUACAAUUCCUAGGGAACUCCAUUCGUGGUGUUUUGAAUUUUACUUCGGGGCCAUUCACAAGGGGCUGAGUUUGAUCAUUUGAGUUAGCUUCGCUAUGAUAUAAUGUAUGAAUAAAUGAGGAUUGUGUUUAGCAACAUAAUAUACACCUCUAUAUAAUGCAUGAAUAAACGAAGCUGUUGACUUAUAUUAA